This is a messenger RNA of Alnus glutinosa, 1801 nucleotides long. RefSeq lists its product as uncharacterized. Bases 90 to 1496 code for a protein of 468 amino acids. The record is from RefSeq and is a predicted model, not a curated record. NCBI's taxonomy places the organism in Eukaryota, Viridiplantae, Streptophyta, Magnoliopsida, Fagales, Betulaceae. The transcript has 14 exons. Gene Ontology annotation, molecular function: protein binding.
AGAAACACCGUCGUUUCUUUCAUUUGGGUGUUCUCUCUGCGCCUUUCUUUUACACAAUCUAGGACACCGAUUCAGAGAGAGAGAGAGAGAUGGAAGGAGUGAAACUGGAUAUGUGGGGGUACGAGGUCAGAACCUCUUCGGACUCUUGUAUAUCUGCCAUCAACAAGUUCUAUCACCAGGUGCUUAGUUGUGGGAGAGAGAGGUCAGUGAUUCUGGAAGCGCCGGCCCAUGACAAGGACUGCGUGUUGGCCAACAUUUUGGCUGCUCUUUUUCUCUGCUCCUCAGCUCGUUCCCGAGCUCCUUCCCAUCUCCAAGCCGCUAAGUCACGCCUCGAGCAAGCCACUAAGUACGAGAAAGCGGUUUUUGAUGCCGUCAAUUAUUAUAUAUCUGAAGAUAGAGACGACGAUGUUGCUCUCGAGUUACAUUCUAAGCUCUUAAAAGAUUUCCCAAGAGAUCUGGUAUCUCUGAAGAGGGCCCAAGUGUUAUGCUUUUACAUGGGUCGACCUGAUAUGUCCUUGGAUCUUGUUCAACAGGUUCUACCAAAGAAUCAAGAAGAGAAUUACGUAUACGGCCUGCUUGCUUUUCCUUUGCUGGAGCUUGACCAAAUGGCAGAUGCUAAUGUAGCUGCAAAAAAAGGAUUUGAGAUCAACAAGCAAGACUAUUGGGCACAACAUGCUUUGUGCCAUGUUCUACAGUAUGAGUGCCGCUUUAAAGAAGCAGUAGAGUUCAUGGAAGGAUGCUCAUCUUCUUGGAGUUCUUGUUCUUCUUUUAUGCUGACACAUAAUUGGUGGCAUGUAGCUCUUUGUUACUUGGAAGGUAAUUCUCCAAUUCAAAGAGUCUUAGAAGUAUAUGACCAUUGUAUUUGGAAGGAGUUGAAAAAGAGUGAUGCUGUGUGUCCGGAGGUGUACUUAAAUGCGCUCGGUUUAUUACUGCGGCUGUAUGUACGGGCUGAAAUUGAUGCCUUUGAGGACCGUCUCAAGAUCUUAGCUGGUUGCGUGACAGAUCAAGCAAACUGGUAUAUAGAGUGGCACCUGGAUUCCUUGAUAGUAUGGGCCUUGGCUAGCACUGGAGACCUGUCUAAAGCUGAAGAUUUACUAAAAGGCUUGAAAUCCAGAUUUUCUGUGAUGAACAAGAAGAAGCAACAACUGAUGCAGAGAGGAAUGCUGCUUGCGGAAGCCCUGUAUGAGUACGGUAGUGGAAAUGACAAAAAGGCAUUGGAAUUGCUUGGUCCAGAGUUUGAUGCCAGUAAGUGCAAGAUGAUCGGGGCGUCUGAUGAACAACUUGAUGUAUUCAACGAAGUCUGGUACAGUAUGUUGCUGAAUACUGGACAAGCUGUGAAGGCAAUUGACGUAAUCGAGAAGCGGAUCAAGAAGCGGGAAGGAGUUCCUUUCUUGUGGCGCCUUCUGGAGAGAGGCUAUAACCUUACAGGAAGAAAAGAAGCUGCUGCAACUGCAGGGGAGAAGGCCAGGGCUUUGGAGACUGCAUAUUUCAAAUAGCAUGGUAUGGUCACAAGUCACAAUCAGGGUUUUAGCAUUUCCAAGAUAUCCUGUGAUGCCUUGCAAGCUAUUAUCAGUGGUACUCAUUGUGUUUUCUUCUAUGUAAAUAUGGCGGCAAAGGGUACACUUUGCUCCAUGCUUUACGCAAGUGUGACCUGAAUAAUUACGUAUUGUAAGCACACUCUAAACUCGUUUCAUUUUCCUCCAACCCUUUUUUUAGCUGCUUGUGUAGAAAAGAGGAGAAAGGAAAGUCAAGUGCCCUACAAAGUGAUCUCCCCUAUUCAUCUUCUUUUUUACCUUAAUAA